Molecule: messenger RNA, 1547 nt
Organism: Magallana angulata
Lineage: Eukaryota; Metazoa; Mollusca; Bivalvia; Ostreida; Ostreidae
Product: 1-deoxyxylulose-5-phosphate synthase YajO-like
Exons: 8
Coding region: 79-1173 (364 amino acids)
Molecular function (GO): oxidoreductase activity
Source: RefSeq, a predicted model, not a curated record
UUGUCACGAUUAUAUUAUUCCAACUGUUUGCGAAUUACCUGUGCAACAUUGUGGUUAAAGAUUGCACGGUUGUUUACAAUGGAGUACAACUUUCUUGGUCGUUCUGGGUUGCGUGUAUCAAACAUCUGUUUGGGAACGAUGACAUUUGGUCACCAGCGGUUUGGUGGCAGCAAGAUGAACAAAGAAGAAUCACACAAAAUACUGGACAGAUUUGCUUCUCUUGGGGGUAACUUUAUAGAUACGGCAAAUAUGUAUUCGCUGGGAGUCUCUGAAAGCAUUCUUGGUGAAUGGUUAGUAAGACAAAAAAGAGAUGACUUUGUGAUUGCAACCAAAGUAAGGGGAUCAAUGAAAGCUGGUGUAAAUGAUGUCGGUUUGGGAAGAAAACACAUCAUGUCUAGCUGUUUAGAGAGUCUACGUCGGCUGCAAACGGACCAUAUUGACCUUUAUCAAAUACAUUGGUGGGACGAUGCUGUUCCCCCCGAGGAGUGGCUUGGGACUCUAAGAGACCUAGUCAGUGCUGGAAGAGUGCGCCAUAUCGGGGUAUCCAACCUGUGUGGAUGGCAGCUUCAGAAAGUCGUAGAUCUGUGUCAGUACGAGAAAUUCCCGCCAGUGGUUAGUCUACAGCAACAAUACAAUUUGCUUUGUCGACAUCCAGAGUUUGAAGAAUUUCAAGUCUGCAAGAACGAAGGCAUUAGCGUUUUACCAUGGAGUCCCUUAAAAGGUGGGAUGCUGACAGGGAAAUAUAGACGAGGUGUAAGACCUGAUGCAUCUGCAGGCAGAAUUGGAGUAGUUGCCCAAGAUGAAUCCCUGGCCAUGCAGAUAGCUCCAGCUUGGAGCCAGUACGAAGAAAAAGACCACUACUGGAGACUCAUGGAAGCAAUGGAGAAAGUAGCUAAAGAGCAAGGAAAAACAAUCUCCCAGGUAGCCAUCCGAUGGCUUCUGCAAAAGGACGUGGUUUCGUCAGUUAUAAUAGGAGCCACGUCCAAACAACAACUUGAGGACAACGUUGCCGCUUCUAGUGCAUGGUGUCUUAAUAAAGAACAGAUGGAUGAACUUGACAAGCUUUCUGACUUAGACUUACAAUAUCCACACGCCAUGGUACGGUUGGUGAAUAAAGACAGGGUCAACCUCUUUAACCCGUAUCCCUAUGUAAAAAACACACGAACAAUUUAACACUUUAAAAGGCAGAAAUCCGAGAAAAUUAUGUAAUAGAUUUGCAAAUAAAAAUAUGCAGAACAAAUUUUCUUGCCUAAUCAGUAUAUCGUUUGAUUUGAAAUUAUGCCCCUUGAACAACAAUGACUGAAUUAAUCAAUAUUUGAUGGUUAUUAAAAUCAUUUUUUAAAAAAAUUCUAUUAGAUUAUAAGUAGAUAUUAUAAGAUAAAGAAAGAAUAUUUCUUUAUAUAGAACACUGUGGCGGACAAUUAUGCCAGUGCCAAGGUGGCAUUUUUGCAACAAGUUUAGCUGCAUGUAUCGAAAAAUUCAAAGAUGCCAUACAAAAAACCAUUGCUUGAGAAAUUUAUAACCACCUUUGUUGUGAUUGUAUCUUA